Molecule: messenger RNA, 792 nt
Organism: Penicillium coprophilum
Lineage: Eukaryota; Fungi; Ascomycota; Eurotiomycetes; Eurotiales; Aspergillaceae
Product: tafazzin
Exons: 1
Coding region: 1-792 (263 amino acids)
Biological process (GO): cardiolipin acyl-chain remodeling; inner mitochondrial membrane organization
Cellular component (GO): mitochondrial membrane
Molecular function (GO): 1-acylglycerophosphocholine O-acyltransferase activity
Source: RefSeq, a predicted model, not a curated record
AUGGGACAGGUACUGCCCACUCACCGUUCUGCGCAUUCUGCUUUCGGUGGCCUAGCUCAACCUGCUAUGACCGAGGCUAUUCGCUUGUUAUCAAAGGGUCCUUUCCCACUUGAUCACCACCGCGCUGUACCCGAACGUCAGCGCUGGAGUUGGCACAAUGUUUGUGUCGAUCCUUUCUCGGACCUCCAAGUUGCCUACACAACCGAUGGCAAGGACUCGCAUCUGGCACCUACAGCGUACUCCUGCAACUCCAACUCUUGGGUCCAUAUCUUCCCCGAAGGCAAGAUUCACCAAUCGCCGCGAAAAACCAUGCGCUAUUUCAAGUGGGGAAUUGCACGGCUCAUCCUGGAGCCCAAGGAGUGUCCUGAUGUGGUUCCGAUGUGGAUUGAAGGCUUCGACGAUGUCAUGCACGAAAGUCGAGAAUUCCCACGAUUCCUUCCUCGGCCUGGCAAAAAUGUUAGCGUUACCUUUGGCCCCAAGGUUGACUCUGAUGUUGUAUUUGGAGAUAUGAGAUCUCGGUGGCAGAAAUUGAAAGCCAGGGUUGAGAGGAGCUAUCCGGAUUCCCGAGACAUGCCUCUGGGGGUGCUAAGUGAUGAACUGUUGAAUGACAAAGAGGCUGUCGAGCUGCGCAAAGAGGUCACCUUGAAGAUUAGGAACCUUGUUUUGGACGUUCGCCGAUCGCGUGGACUGCCCGAUGAAGACCCGAAGGAGGGCUUGGUCGAUACCUGGCUAGAGGAGGGUGCCAAGCGUGAAGGCCAUAUGAAGGACGAUUCUUGGGUUCGGGAUAUCUGA